UGGCGUGGGAUCAGGGUUAGAGAGAGAUUAACCACAUGGAGGCCUAUAAAGCUUCAGUGUAAUCCGCAUACUGGAGACAAAUUCAGAGCAACAACUAUUCUACAAGCAACAUUUUUGCUCGCAACUCACUUUGUUUUGGACCGCACAGACCUAAUUAAAAGAGAAGGAAACUGAGAUAUUUCGUAUUUUGAGUUGAAAAGACAACCUACAAGCAAAGUAUUUUACUUGUGAAGUCAGAAUAGUCUUCCUCAUCAUCAGCAACACAAAGGUGCAUAGAGGGAAACAUCAUGAAAAAGGGAAAGCAGGUGAAUGAUGACAAUGAGCCCCCCACUUAUCAGGAGGCGACUGCAGGCUUUGAGGAGAUGGAGGCCCAGUUUUCCUGGGACGACAAGACCAUCAGGCGGACCUUCAUCAGGAAGGUCUAUGCCAUUCUCAUGGUUCAGCUGCUUGUGACAGUGGCCAUUGUUGGUCUCUUCUCAUUUUGUGCGCCUGUGAGGUUUUAUAUUCAGACUCAUCCUGGCUUGUACAUGGCAUCUUAUCUCAUGUUCUUUGUCACCUACAUUGCUUUGUCCUGCUGUGGAGACCUGAGGAGGCAGUUUCCUUGGAAUAUCAUUUUGUUAGUUCUCUUUACCUUGAGCAUGGCCUUCAUGAUGGGAUUUGUGGCAAGCUUUUAUAACACCAAAUCAGUUGUCCUGUGUCUGGGAAUCACAGCUCUGGUGUGUCUCUCUGUCACCAUCUUCAGCUUCCAGAGCAAGAUUGACGUCACAUCCUAUCAAGGUGUCUUGUUUUCUUUGUGCAUGGUCAUGCUCCUCUGUGCCAUCACCAUGUCCAUUGCCGUCCCUUUCGGAUAUGUUCCCUGGUUACAUGCCCUUUAUGCUGUGGCAGGAGCCAUCCUCUUUACUCUGUUCCUGGCAUUUGACACUCAGUUGCUGUUAGGGAACAAGCGCUACAGUAUAAGUCCAGAGGAAUAUGUUUUUGCCACCCUCAGCCUCUACCUGGACAUUAUCUACCUGUUCAGCUUCCUGCUCCAGAUCCUGGGAGGAGGCCGCGAGUAAAGCUCCACUUUUCCCAAACAUACAGUACAUCGGUCUCUGCACUAUUUGAACUCUCAACAAACCCAACAACCAACUUGGGUUUAUUACCCUCAUGAACAAGAUGACAUCAGGGCUAUACGGUUUUUGAUGAAUCACUAGUUUUGUUUUCCAUUUUGUUGGUACAUGCAUCAGUGUAAGUGAGAGCAAUCUGUUCUAUGCUUUUGGUUAUGUAAUCUUACAAUCCUGCCGCUGGUUUUGUCACUAUGCCUGCCUGAUGCUGUACUGUGUUACUGUAGUUGUUCACUGUACUCUGGCCAUUCCUGUCAGUCUGUUUUCAUAUUGUACUUGGGGCCUGCUGUGACCCCACCAUCCUACAGUAUGUGUUAAAACAGUCAUUAGGCUUGUAAGUGGAUAACACAGCAGAAAGGUAGAGUAUGAUCAGUAUCCUGCAUUAAUGUGUUCAUCGUAUCCAUCAAUGAGCCAAAAAGGGAUGAUUCAGGAAAUCUGCAAGAGUUUACUUUAAUAACUAACUGUUUCACAAGCUAUGUUCAGUAGAUACAGUUGGUUUAUACUUGUUUUUUAUGCACAUUAUCAUAGACGACAAGUUUAAUGUUUUACUGUAUGUGUGUAACAUAUUUCCAUACUAAAGGCUCAAUUUGAGCAUAGAUAAGGGUCUGAACAAAACCUGAAUAAUGGGAUUUCAACUAAUACUUUUGAAACUGAGACACAACACCAACCAUAAAGGGAAAAGAUAGGUACUUUAACAACAUACUUUAGUUAUUAGAGAUCAGUUGCAAUUUGUAUUGUAACUUUAAUGUGGCCUUUGGGAUGUGAUAGAAAAUUGUUAUUAUCUGAAACGUUCAACUGUAUCGUGAGUAAAACAUGUGACAUGUUGCUAUAUAUUUUUUCUAAAGACAAUGAGCGGUAUCCAUUUGAUUGUGACAUAUUUCAAAUAAAACGGACACAUGAAAAGUA
Molecule: messenger RNA, 2009 nt
Organism: Dicentrarchus labrax (European seabass)
Lineage: Eukaryota; Metazoa; Chordata; Actinopteri; Moronidae
Gene: faim2b
Product: Fas apoptotic inhibitory molecule 2b
Exons: 12
Coding region: 288-1055 (255 amino acids)
Biological process (GO): negative regulation of apoptotic signaling pathway
Cellular component (GO): Golgi apparatus; membrane; endoplasmic reticulum
Source: RefSeq, a predicted model, not a curated record